AUGGAUCUUGGUGAAGCUGUACCACACGAGAAGCAGUCUAGCAGCGAAGAAAAUAUCAAAGUCACUAGCAAUACAGUCAAACCACAACCACAUCCAUUAUCGAUAUCUUCAUCAGCAACCCCAACAUCACCUUUAGUUUCAUCAUCCCCUUCGGCACCAUCUUUGGUUUCCGGGUCAGGAUCGACAUCACCAUCGGCAUCAGUUGCAACUGCAGCACCAGUUGCAGUGCCACAACGCCCGUUGAAUAGCACAGGACCGUCACCGUCACCACCAACGCAACAUCAUCCUACUCAGAAUGCGAUCCAGAUUCCUGCGAUGCAAGUAAAAAGUCAAUCACCACAACCACCUACUCACCCUCCGAUGCAAGCACAGGCCCACCCACUACACCCACAAGGCCAUCCACCAGCAAUCCAUCAUCCAUCCGCAUUACCACCUCAUCCCUAUCACCAAGCUCAUAUGUUUCAUCCUCAUUAUCCACCACCGCCACAUCCACAUAUGUAUCACCCAGCAGCAAUGUGGCAUCAUCCUCAUGCUCAUGCUCAUGCUCAUCCUCCUCCCCCUCACCCAAGCAAUUCCUCAGCUGCCUAUAUGAAGCCUUAUUCGGCGGUAAUGCGAUCUCAACCCCCGGUCAAGCGCACUUCCAAAUAUAUGCUCAAGGAACAGGGAGUUCCAGUUCCAAGCCCCAUCAUGAAGGGAUCCCACAGAACGCCAAAUCAAGUGGAAUCAUCGUCCCAACCAAAUGCCGAAACAGAGGAAUCAAAGGAACAGGGCACGGUCAAACGUCCAGCCUCGGAAAUGGGCGAUUCGUCCGAAAAGGAACAGAAAGACGUCCCCCAAGAUUUGCGCAACAAGAAAAUGAAGCCGACCGAUUGUCUUUUGUUUGCUGCGUCCUUGUUGGCGACGGAGAAGAAGACAGGAGAGGAACAAUACACGGAUGAAAAUGUGGGAGCCAAUGGCGAGAAUGCCCCUGAUGCUUCGGCACUGGACGAAUCGGAAUACACCACCACUGGGGUCAAGCCUGCAAAGAAAAUCUUUCAAGCGCCCAUCAUGUCGGUAGACGAGGAGCAAGAGCAAGAAAAUGAUGAAAACUGGCCCAAAGACGUUGAUGUGUUGUGUGGUCGUGGAGGCCUCAUCAACAAACAUCCCGGAAAUGUGGUAUACCGCAAGAUUGUGGAUUACAACAAACCGUAUUACCAAAGUGUACAUAAGAAGCAUCGGAUUUUAGUCAGUCAGUCGAUUGUACAAUCGAUCUUGAACUUUGGAGGCCGAUUCAUGACUAUGGAACGGAAAGAGUGGACUGAGAUUGAAUUUAAACGAGCAGUCCAAAAGACCAGUCAAGCACUGCGGGAGCGCAUUACCGAAGAAGAAAAGAAUAAGGAAAAAGAGCGAAAAGAGAACGGCGAGUCCAAGAAUAGCGAAGAUGAUGAGGGAAUAGAGGCAGCAGAAGGGGAAGAUGACGACGACGACGACGACGAAGGGGUCGAAGAGGGGGCUGUCGUCAAGAGCCAGAAUAUUUCUGACAACAUGAAUGGGGUUGCCAAGGGGACUCUCGCCAUUUGA
This is a messenger RNA of Cylindrotheca closterium, 1560 nucleotides long. NCBI's taxonomy places the organism in Eukaryota, Bacillariophyta, Bacillariophyceae, Bacillariales, Bacillariaceae. The record is from the annotation of a GenBank genome assembly.